UAUAGUAUGGUAAAAGUAAAAGGAAGCAAGGGGAGAGGAUGGGGUGAGGCGUGAAUGCAGGAUAAACAAAUGUCAUAAAAACCAGACCCUGUAAUCCCAAAAAUCCUUGCUAAAAAUAGAAAAACUCCAAACAAAAAAAAAAUUUAUGGAGAGAGGAUGGGUUGGGGGAAGAGAAGAGUGAAAGAUAGUCCACCAUUGAUCUCUUUAACACCAAACCCCACACCCAUUUCGUGAUUGCCGAGCGUCGUCCAUACCCGACCCUAUCUAUCUAUAUCUGCCUGCACACACUCAGACUGAGAGAAAGGGAGCCAACAACUACAGUCACAGAAAACCAAAAGCACUGUGUGUGUCUCUCUAAAACAACCAAAAAAAAAGAAAAAACCCUAAGCUAAUGAUGAUGGAUCAGCGACAGCGAGAGAAACUGCUUCGCAAAACCGAGGCCUGUGCCUUCGUGGCAGGUGUUGCUGCCGACCUUCGACUUGUCGCCGCCCCAGGAGACAUCCCCAACACCAACAACGUUAACAGCAUCACCAACACCACCAGCACCAGCAGCAACGUAUCUAAAUCUCACGGGUCGGGUCGGAUCCAUGACGCCAACCACCUUGGUCUCGUCGCUGCGGUUACCAACCUUGGAACUGUUCACAGGAAGAAGAGAUUGCCCAGGCAGCGAAGAUCCACCGUCACCACCACCCCCACCUUGUUUCUCCAGAUGCACCACUCCGACAACACUCUCCCCUCUAAGCAGCACGACCCUAAUUUUCCAUCUUCAACUCCUUCCGCCUCCUCCUCUCUCCAGUCCGUUAAACCCUCCACUCCUCUCCGGCUCGCCGCACGUGAAAUCGAUCAUAGAAACUUGAGGUUCCUUUUCAAAAAGGAGUUAAAGAACAGUGAUGUUAGCUCCCUAAGGAGAAUGGUAUUGCCGAAGAAAGCAGCAGAGACUUUUCUUCCACCGCUGGAUUCAAAAGAAGGAAUUUUGCUCAAAAUGGAUGACAAAGAUGGUACUCAUGCAUGGAGUUUCAAGUACAGGUUUUGGCCUAACAACAAUAGUAGGAUGUACGUACUUGAAAAUACCGGAGAUUUUGUCAGCACACACGGCCUUCGAUUUGGCGAUACCAUUAUGAUUUACCAACAUAUUGAAAACAAUAACUAUGUUAUUCAGGCUAAAAAAGCUUCUGAAGAAGAUGAAUUUGUGGAACAAAGUAGUGAGACUAUGAACGACAUGUUCCCGAGUGACUUGGAGGUGAACAAACCAGGUUGUUUCAACAUAAACUAUCCUGCAGUGAAUGAUGCUGGCAUGUCGUUCAUAUAUGAGACUACUUUCUCAAAUGACUCCCCACUUGACUUUUUGGGAGGAUCAAUGACGAACUUUUCAAGGAUUGGACCAGCUGAUGAAACCUUUGGUUCUGUUGAAAAUUUGUCCCUUGAUGACUUCUAUUAAA
This is a messenger RNA of Vigna umbellata (rice bean), 1439 nucleotides long. Its product is annotated as B3 domain-containing transcription factor FUS3-like. Lineage: Eukaryota; Viridiplantae; Streptophyta; Magnoliopsida; Fabales; Fabaceae. Gene Ontology annotation, molecular function: DNA-binding transcription factor activity; DNA binding. The record is from RefSeq and is a predicted model, not a curated record.